GAGCAAAAACAGCAUCUAAAAGCACUAGGCAGAAACGCCAGCAAACUGAGGUAAGGGUAAUGUACUUGUGGAGAAAUCGGUAGGUAAACCAACAUGACACCUGUUAGGUUAGUGGUUAAGAUUUAGUUUGCGUCAGUAACUGCCAAGGCCUAGUCGGUUUACGUGUUGCUGGAUUAACGAGGCGAGGGUUUGACACUCGCUGUUAUUUAUUGUUUCUCGUGACCGAUGACGCACGUAUGUUUGAAACUGACACACCAGCAGGCCAUGGCGUACUUUUAGGGAUCGUUUAUUGGGUAAAUCAGGUUACAGCUUUUGCCUACAUGUUUACAUGCCAGACUCUCCAAAAGUCUCUUUAAUUUGCAGUGGAGCUGGCGUUCAAUCACCGUUUGAACCGUGUUCCAUAUUCAGGGACCGAUACAGGAAAUGUAGGCUACGUCUCCUCUGAAGUGGGGGAUGUUUGGACCUCAGCCGGAACCGAGAAUUCCCGCCAAGCGGGAAUUCAUAAUGAUCACCAGUGUACCAGGUGGGCCUGCCACGACCCGCUUCCCUGGCGACUCCUGACCCUGGAACGGCAGGCCGAGCCUCCUGGUGGGCGGAGGGACUGAGGUGAAGGAACGGAACGGAACCGCAGCCGUCCUCGUUGGCCGCCGCUCGCUGUGUUUUUGAGGAGGGAGGGGUAAUCCAGCUGUUGUCUGUGACUACUCGGAGCAUGGGGCAGAAGGUUCCGGGAGGCAUUAAGACCGUGGACAUGCGUGACCCUGCGUUCCGGCCCCUCAAGCUGGGGCUGCAGGCCCUUGACUAUACGAAGCCGGCCCGGCUGGACAUGUUGCUGGACAUGCCGGCAGUGGCAGCCGACGUACAGGUGCAGCACUCGUGGAACAACGACGACCGCUCGCUCAACAUCUUCGUCAAGGAGGACAACAAACUCAUCUUCCACCGGCACCCGGUGGCACAGAGCACGGACGCCAUCCGGGGUCGCGUGGGCUACACACGGGGACUUCACGUGUGGGAGAUCAGCUGGGCUAUGCGUCAGCGCGGCACGCAUGCUGUGGUGGGCGUGGCCACAGGCGACGCGCCCCUGCACUCUGUGGGCUACACCGCACUGGUGGGGAACAACAACGAGUCCUGGGGCUGGGACCUGGGCCGCAACAAACUCUACCACGACGGCAAGAACCAGCCGGGCCAGACGUACCCCGCCUUCCUGGAGCCGGACGAGACCUUCAUCGUCCCAGACUCGUUUCUGGUCGUGCUGGACAUGGAUGAAGGGACACUGAGUUUCAUAGUGGACGGACAGUAUCUGGGCGUGGCUUUCCGUGGACUGAAGGGCAGGAAGCUGUACCCUGUAGUGAGUGCGGUAUGGGGACACUGUGAAAUAAGAAUCCGGUACAUCAAUGGACUUGAUCCUGAGCCCUUGCCGCUCAUGGACCUGUGCAGGCGUUCAGUGAGGGUAGCCCUGGGCCGAGAGCGGCUCAGUGAAAUUCAUGGACUCCCUCUACCCGCCUCCCUCAAGAACUACCUGCUCUACCAAUGACGACCGGAGUGAUUUCCAUCUGUGCAAGUCUAGACCUCACCCUCUCUGGUGGGCCUUCUGGUUCCGUCUUUUCCCAAACCUUCUUUUUGUGGCUUGCUUCAAUCAUGUACUGGACACACCAUGGGAGGCUCAUAGAGCCCCGUUGCACGAGCAGGCCUGUGAACCGAGUGCAUCUGCAUGACCGGAUCGGGGAGCACACCAAGCCUUGGAACCUCAGCCGUUUCCCACCGACACACCCAUGUGUAGAUCCGCUCCUCUUUCUGCCAUUUUACAAUCUUUUUUUAAACAAUUUGCAUGAGGAGUACCUGGAGACAUAUUCGACAGGCUGAGAUUGAGAUUUUUAAUGCUGGAUUUUAAAUCGAAUCAGAGUUUACAGUGGGUCUAAGGCAAUAGUUAGUUCAGUUUGACACUUUGGUGUGUACUGGAGUGGGGAAAUGGCAAAAUGCAAACAAAAGACACAAACACUGAAACUUUGCUUUAAGACAAGCUCAUCAUAAAUCACACAUCCACUUUUUAAGUGAAGGUUUUUUUUUUGUUUUGUCUUUCUCCUGUUCAUUCUUUCCCUUUUAGGAAACUUAGGAUGGCUGCAGCUAAAUGUAAAGUUUAAGACACAGGGCUCUUUUUAGCAGUAUGCAAAUAUGAGUUGACUCAUAAAGCAGAGUGGGAUCCUGUCCCCCUCGCUCUGGGAAGGUUAAAUAUAGCCUGCUGUUGGCUCACUGCAGACCUGGCUGUCUGGCCUGGGGAAUCGGUCUCUGACCUCAGUGUCUAUAAUGGGUUUGAGGCUAGCACCCACGGCAUUAGAAACCACAGCUAGCACCUUCUGCUAGCCUGCCUGCAUGGCUUCUAAAGCCAUCGUAUCCUUCCCUCAGUUAACACUGUAAUAUCUAAAGUGCCUGGCCAUGUGAAAAUGGUGCACCAUGUAGGGGUUCUGGUUUAGAAAUCGAUUGAAGGAUGGUGUCACUGUGAAACUGUAGCAUUGACAAAGGAUCCUCACUGCAGGCUGUUUCUUGGUCUUUUUAUUAUUGGCCUCUAAAUCUGAGUUCUGUAUAACUUGCGUUCAAUGUAUGAGUGUGUGGGUGUGAUUGAUUUCCACCCCCCCCCCCCCGAAUUUCAAUGCUGUUUUUAAUCUGUUGUCAUGGUAAUGCUGGGAAGGAGGAUAGGGUGUGAAGUGCGUAUGUGGUGACACUACUGUACUGUGCCUUUUGGUCCAUGAGCUAGCCAUUGAAUGGCACCUCUGGUGUCUGUGGGCAAAAUUGAUGUACUGAAAGGAAACAUUGAAGUUUUCUUUGCACAGCCCAUUCUGAGACUUCCUGCAGGUGUUAACAUUGCUUAAAUGCAGUUGUGUCUUCCUGAGACCUGGAUUUUCUUUUUGUUCUGCCACUCCCAUAAUGGUCUUUUUUUAGAUGUGCAAAUGUAGUUCAUGUUUGAAAUCCUUUUUUGCUGGGUCAUGUUGAAAAUGUCUGUUCUUGUAUCCUUCCUGCCUGCGGACCAUUUUGUCUUCUUUGUAUUCCGUGAUGUAGAUAAUAUUGAUAACUAUCUAAUAAAGUUUAUUAUAAAUGAG
Messenger RNA from Electrophorus electricus (electric eel), 3092 nucleotides. RefSeq names its product splA/ryanodine receptor domain and SOCS box containing 1 (gene spsb1). Gene Ontology annotation, biological process: proteasome-mediated ubiquitin-dependent protein catabolic process. Gene Ontology annotation, cellular component: SCF ubiquitin ligase complex. The record is from RefSeq and is a predicted model, not a curated record. Gene Ontology annotation, molecular function: protein binding. NCBI's taxonomy places the organism in Eukaryota, Metazoa, Chordata, Actinopteri, Gymnotiformes, Gymnotidae.